This is a messenger RNA of Salmo salar (Atlantic salmon), 1502 nucleotides long. Its product is annotated as cell surface glycoprotein CD200 receptor 1-A. NCBI's taxonomy places the organism in Eukaryota, Metazoa, Chordata, Actinopteri, Salmoniformes, Salmonidae. Gene Ontology annotation, molecular function: signaling receptor activity. Gene Ontology annotation, biological process: regulation of neuroinflammatory response. The record is from RefSeq and is a predicted model, not a curated record.
UUCAGAAAGAGAGAUGUACAGAGGAGAAAGGGGGAGAGAGGGAAGGAUUAUUUAGUUUAUGUAGGGGCUUGUUACAGUAGAGUAACAUCAGUAAAGGGAUGAAAGGUGUAGAUCAGGACAGAGACAGACAGGUUUUAUGAGAGCAGAGAGAUCAAGUCAGAUUUAGAGUUUGGGGUACAGAGGCAAGGCAAGACAAACAGUACAGUUAUAACACAUUGAGACGAGGAGACCGAAUUGAACAAUAAUAGAGGUCAUUUUGGGGUUCAGGGAUAAGGGUAUAGGGACCAGGGGGAGAGUUUAGGGUUUAUUUUAGUUUUUUGGGGGGUGUGGACAGGUGGAACGAACAGCACUGUCUUGAUGAGUACAGCAUUGCUGUCAGGAGUCAUAGAACGAACAAGCACAGAGAUGGGGAACACAUGGAUUAUAGGAGUCAUCUCUCUCCUGGCUGUUUCUGCUACCUGGAGUUUGGAAACCGGACAUAACAACCACAUUUCUGUGACCUCUCACACUACACCUCCUUCCACUUCAAUUACAUCUACAGAACUUCGACUGCAUGUUGCCAGAAGUGAACAUUUUCAUCAAGGCCGUGAGGUCAUCUUAACGUGCUGCAAUAAGACUUGGAGUGAAAUGAUCUACACCAUCUGGAAAAUAGACCGGCGUGGAACAGUGUGUCAAAUAUCAUCAGGUGAUAAUGACCAACCUCUUGACUCAUGCAAUGAUGGAAAAGUCAUGCUAAACACAACCAGUGGUGAAUCUUACCUACGCAUUCCUAAGUUCUCAAUCAGUGAUGAGGGAUUCUACUACUGUGAGUCAGUAUACAGAGGAGGGAGCAACUCUGCAAACAUUAAGGUAUCAGUUAUAGCCCCUCCCACAGUGUCUACUUCGCUGAAGUGGGAGGACAAUAAGAGGUUGGCUCUGUGUUUGGCUGAAGGGGGGAAACCAGCUGCCUCCGUCUCCUGGAGGAACCCAUGGAACUUUACUUCAACUACCACAUGGAAACAUGAUGGCUCCAAUGGAGUGGAGAGUCAGUUGGUCCUGCCAGAGGUCAUCCCUAUGGACAACCUGACCUGUGAUGUCAGACAUCCCUUCUGGGUUGAGGUGCAAUCUGUGACACUACCGAUCCCCAAAGGGGCCUUAAUAUCCUGGUUACAUGUCAGCAUCUCCGUGGUAACCGUCAGUGUCAUUAUGGCUACUCUGGGUGGUUUAUACUUCACACGAAAACACCUCUGCAGAAUUAGCCCCGCCACACCAUCUGAGUCCAAGGCUCCUCAGUCACAGGACUAUGUGGAGGAAGUAGAGCCCUAUGCCAGCUAUGUGCAGCGUGUAAACUCCAUCUACAACUCCUCUGCAGACCUGUUCACAUAACACACACACACCACACACACACACACACCCAACCACACACACACACACAAACACACACACACACCCAACCACACACAAACACACACAGACAGACAGAAGGCAGGCAGACAGACAGACAGACAGACAGACAGACAGAC